Molecule: messenger RNA, 3992 nt
Organism: Monodelphis domestica (gray short-tailed opossum)
Lineage: Eukaryota; Metazoa; Chordata; Mammalia; Didelphimorphia; Didelphidae
Gene: REM1
Product: RRAD and GEM like GTPase 1
Biological process (GO): negative regulation of high voltage-gated calcium channel activity
Cellular component (GO): plasma membrane
Molecular function (GO): calcium channel regulator activity; GTPase activity; GTP binding
Source: RefSeq, a predicted model, not a curated record
UGGCGCAGGGCGGGGACGGGGUGGAAGCCGGGGAAAAGUUGGGGAAAGUUUAGGAAAGAGUUGACCUGGGCACCUCCACCCCUUCCCAACACUCACACACGCACCACACACCCUCCCCCCCUACACCCCACACCUCCCCACCACACCCACACAUGCUCCUGGCCUGGGGCAGAGCGGGGCGCAGAGAAAUGGGACGUAGGUGGGAUCCCGGAGCUACAAGGGAUGGAGGAUCCUAAUACCUUCACAGUCAGGGGAGGACCCAAAACAGAGCCUUUACUGUUAGGAGGCAGGGGGAAGUGGGUCCUUAGAGCUGGGAUUUAGGAUUUAGGGGCUGGGGAGGAGAUUCUCAAAACUUUGGAUAGAAAACGUCACUGGGUGCCUCUCCCUUCUUGGAGAAUGGAGCUGGUGCUAGGGACUAUCUGGCCCUGCUCCAAUCUCAGGCUGCCACAGACGGGCUCCGGGAGAAUAUCUCCCCAACUCCCCGCAAUUCAGCUAUCCCAGGACGGAUCUCUUCCCCUCUUCAACAGCUGGAAGCAGCCCCAUGGGUCACCCCGAAGCUUUCCCAGCUACUCCUGAAUAUUUUAUGAGGGCGGCGGGUCAGAGACGCGGUUCCCAUGACACUCGCGGUCUCCAGUUACCGACCCACUAGCCGACCCCUCCUUCCGGCCACCGGCUUCCCUAUUCUCCUUUCCUUCCUUCCCAACUUUCUUGUGUGAAGCACCGCAGGUUGUGGUUCUGUGUGUAGGAAAAUAAUUGUAAAUGUGUGUCUCCAUGUGGGCAUAAUCAUAGAUGUGUAUCUUCUUGUGACUACCUGGACCUAACUCUGUGUGCAUGUGUGUUCCUGGCAUUUGUGUAUGAUUCUUGGCCCCUGGGUGCUGUUUCUGUACAAUUAUGAAAUGUUGGUGGUGAAUGUAUAUGUUCCCUGGGCCUAUGGCUAGAAGAAAUCCCUAAGUCCAUUAGACCCCAGGUCUACCCUUAGAACAAAAUGGACCAAGGAGGGAAGCCAGUGACCUCUCUGCCCAGCCUUUCAUUCACAGGAAAUGUCACCUGUUCUCUCCAAGAUGACACUGAACAACCAGCAGGAUCCCCAGACAGUCCUGAGGAGGCGGUCCAGCACCCCAUUGUGCAUAGCACCAAAGUCUAGGUCAGGUCUUUUGGCCCCAAAGCCCCCCAGGAGACUGAAUCACCCCCAGCUCUGCCAGUCAUCCUCUCUCAAUCCCCCGGCUCGGCCCCCUUCACCUGCCCUGGACAACUGGUCCUCAGACUCCAGCGACUCUGGUGAUUCCCUAUACCGGGUAGUGCUCCUUGGAGACCCCAGGGUAGGGAAGACCAGCCUGGCAAACCUUUUUGCUGGCAUACAAGAUCGAGACCUACAGGAGCAUCAGGGAGAGGAUGUGUAUGAGAGGACCCUGUCUGUGGAUGGUGAGGACAUGACACUGCUACUUAUGGACACCUGGGAGUCAGAGAAAAGGGAUGAGAACAGCUGGCACCGUGAUUAUUGCCUACAAGUGGGCAGUGCCUAUGUGAUCGUGUACUCCAUCACAGACCGAAGCAGCUUUGAGAGUGCCUCUGAGCUGCGCAUCCAGCUUCGAAGGACCCGCCAAGCAGACAACAUUCCCAUUAUCCUAGUGGGGAAUAAGGCAGACCUGGUGCGCUGUCGCGAAGUCUCUGUGGAAGAGGGACGGGCUUGUGCUGUGGUAUUCGACUGCAAGUUCAUUGAGACAUCAGCAGCCCUCCAGCACAAUGUGACUGAGCUUUUCGAGGGCAUUGUGCGCCAGAUCCGCCUGCGUCAGUUGGAUCAAGAAGCUAAUGGGCCCCGUCUUCCAGACCCUCGCCCCAAGAGCCUCAGCCAGAGGGCCCGACGGUUCCUGGCCCGGCUGGCCAUACGAAACAACAGGAAGCUAGCACUAAAGGCCCGAUCCAAGUCCUGCCAUGACUUGUCUGUGCUCUGACACUAGGCUCAACAUCACUGAGCUUCAAGAAUGUAAGAGGGAGAAGGGAGGUACCUGGAAUAGCUCCAGAUGUUCCUCUAGCCACUUUCCCCAUCCUUAUAGCCACCUCCCUCCUGCACUGAACCUAUUAUCUUAUCCUCCAAAUAUCACUGACAUGACCAACCAGAAUGAUUUCACAUUGGAAGGAGAGAGAUUCCAAGCCUUCAGAGGACAAGGCAAUUUGGAAAGGAUAGUCUAUGUCUAAGGGGGUGAACCUAGAUGUAUUCUCCAAUAUUAUGAGGCCCCCUCCCUGUUCAUACCCCAAAAUAGGGAAGCCAGUGUGGUCUGGUUCAUCCAAAGAAUGGAGUACUGGCACCUCUGCUUUGCCUGGGAAUCAGGAUAGAGAGUGCCAAUGUUGACCAAGUGAUCCAACUGCCAGCCCUGAACUCUCAGGAGCAGUAGGUAGGUAGCAAGCUAAGGGAAACAACAGGUGGUAGCCAAUAAGGCCAAUAAAACCAUCCUUUACAGGAGUAGAACUCCCUAGCUGGAGACAGGAUGGGCAGGAGGAGAUAUAUGGCACCAUUUAUACCUUUUUUUGUAUUACCUGUCUCAUCACCAAGCUCUCCAGCCAAUUAUGGUCCCAGAAGUUCCUGCAAUAAAGCAGACCUAAUACUCCCAUCCAUUAGUUGCUGUGUCUGCUCAGAGACCUACUUUUCCUUUUUUUUAAGUCAGGACAGAAUCUGAGAGAGAGAGAGAUUGAGAGAGAGAGACAAUUAAAGGAUUUAUUUCUCCCCUUCCUAAAUCUGGCUCCAUCAAUAAUACUUCCCAAACUAGACCUCUGGUUGGCCUAGGAUACUCAAAUUCAUUUAUCUGGGCAAUAAGAACAUAUGGAAUUAUAGCUGUGUGUUCAGCUUGGGCUAGAAGUAAUGAAGAAACUGGAGCAUGCCAGCCCCUGGCCUCAAAAAGCCCUGACAACAUUUGGUACAGUUCUGUCUUAGUAACCUAUUUUACAGAUUAGAAAAAUUCAAGAGCAUGUUAGAACUGAAAGGAAUAGAUUGUUGGAAAAAGAAGAGUCUUUAGAAAAUAGAAUAUUUGAGUUGAAAUUAUCCAGUCCCACUCACUCAUUUCAUAGAGAAGAAAUCCGAAACUUAGAAAGGAGAAGGACUCACCCAAAGUCACAUAGUGGGCUUGUGACAAACUUCCUAGGAUCAUGCUUUUUCCAUUAUAAAAUGCUGCCUAUCUACCAACUCUAAUGGAAGGUGCCAGGGUUCCCCUCCCUGACAACCCCAGAUGUGGGGAAGAUUGGAAGCAGCCCAACAUCUGGCUGAUGGGGGUUGGGAAGAGGAGAGAAUGGUUCCAGGGCCAAGAUCAGCCAAAUAUGGAGUUUCCAGCUAGAAUGGACUUGAGAGGCCCCAGUGAAUUACUGUCUCUUGUUGGGAUAAGGGGAAUGGAGUUUGUGAUGGGUACUGACUCUAAUCCUGUCCUAAGGCAAAAGUCCUUCCUCCACCAUAUUCACACACACACACACACACACACACACACACACACACACACACACACACACACACACACACCCCUCUUCUAAAUCCACCCCAGACAUCUUCAGCAUAAGUAUCUUUACUGCCCCUGAAAUGAUACAAGUAAGCUGGCAGCUACAGCAGGCACCCAGAAUCCUUGGAUGGAACUCAUCCUUCCCUUCUCACCCCCUCCUCACAUACACACAGUAGAAAACCUGAUAAGGAUCUUCGAAUAUAGGAUGUUUAUGACAAAGGAAUCCUUAGAACAGAGGAUGUGUGCUAGAAGAUCCCUCAGAACAUAGAACAGUAAUUAUAGAACUUUAGAACAUAAGGUAACAGCCAGAAGGCACUUUAGAACAUUAGUAAUAGAAAGAUUUUUAGAACAUAGCAUAUUGCCUCGGUUGGAUGGUGGAGAGAGUGUGAGACUUAACAAUCAGGAACACUGGAGUUUAACUACCUCUAGAUAAAAUGGUGAUAAUAACUGGGCUUACCUGCUGGAGUUGGGAGGAUCAGAUUCAUUAACAUAUGUAAAGUGCUUUGAAAA